Molecule: messenger RNA, 3331 nt
Organism: Calidris pugnax (ruff)
Lineage: Eukaryota; Metazoa; Chordata; Aves; Charadriiformes; Scolopacidae
Gene: TP73
Product: tumor protein p73
Exons: 12
Coding region: 84-1844 (586 amino acids)
Biological process (GO): regulation of transcription by RNA polymerase II; apoptotic process; protein tetramerization
Cellular component (GO): nucleus
Molecular function (GO): protein binding; DNA-binding transcription factor activity, RNA polymerase II-specific; RNA polymerase II cis-regulatory region sequence-specific DNA binding
Source: RefSeq, a predicted model, not a curated record
CGUCCCGCCGCCCUCCCGCCCCGACUCCAUGACUCCCGUGGCGGGACGCUUCCCAGCGCUCCCUCAAUCCCCAGACGACUAAAAUGCUGUACAUCAGCGACCCGAUGCAGCAUUACACCACGUCCCAGUUCAAUUUGCUGAACAACAGCAUGGAUCAGAGCAUCGGCAGCAGAGCAGCCUCCGCCAGCCCCUACAGCUCCGAGCACACCUCCAAUGUCCCAACGCACUCGCCCUACUCCCAGCCCAGCUCUACCUUCGACGCCAUGUCCCCAGCGCCCGUCAUCCCCUCCAACACUGACUACCCUGGUCCCCACCACUUCGAGGUGACCUUCCAGCAGUCCAGCACCGCCAAAUCAGCCACCUGGACAUACUCCCCCCUGCUGAAGAAACUCUACUGUCAGAUCGCGAAAACAUGCCCCAUCCAGAUCAAGGUGUCCACCCCCCCUCCCCCGGGCACCAUCAUCCGGGCCAUGCCCAUCUACAAGAAGGCAGAGCACGUCACCGAGGUGGUGAAACGUUGCCCCAACCACGAGCUCGGGCGCGACUUCAACGAUGGCCAGUCAGCCCCCGCCAGCCACCUCAUCCGGGUGGAAGGCAACAACCUCUCCCAGUACGUGGACGACCCCGUGACGGGGAGGCAGAGCGUGAUGGUGCCCUACGAGCCCCCACAGGUGGGGACGGAGUUCACCACCAUCCUGUACAACUUCAUGUGCAACAGCAGCUGCGUGGGAGGAAUGAACAGGAGGCCCAUCCUCAUCAUCAUCACCCUGGAGACGAGAGAUGGCCAAGUCCUGGGAAGGAGGUCGUUUGAGGGACGGAUCUGUGCCUGCCCCGGCAGGGACCGCAAGGCGGAUGAGGACCAUUACCGAGAGCAGCAAGCCCUGAACGAGAGCGCGGCCAAAAACGGCAACACCAACAAACGCACCUUCAAGCAGAGCCCCCAGGGCAUCCCGGCACUGGGGACUGGUGUCAAGAAACGGAGGCACGGGGAGGAGGAGAUGUACUACGUGCCAGUGCGAGGCCGGGAGAACUUCGAGAUCCUGAUGAAGAUAAAGGAGAGCCUGGAGCUGGUGGAGCUGGUCCCGCAGCAGCUGGUGGAUUCCUACAGGCAGCAGCAGCAGCAGCUCCUGCAGCGACACAGGACCCAGCUGCAGACCCCGUCCUCCUACGGGCCCGUCCUUUCACCCAUGAAUAAGGUCCACGGUGGGGGAAUCAACAAGCUGCCCUCCGUCAACCAGCUGGUGGGGCAGCCCCCCCAGCACAGCUCCGGCCCCACACCCGGCCUGGGGGCCAUGGGACCCGGGAUGCUGAACAGCCACCCCAUGCAACCCAACGGAGAGAUGAACGGGGGCCACUCCUCCCAGUCCAUGGUCUCCGGGUCACACUGCACCCCCCCGCCGCCCUACAACCCCGACCCCAGCCUCGUCAGUUUUUUAACAGGAUUGGGGUGUCCAAACUGCAUCGACUAUUUCACCUCCCAAGGGUUACAGAAUAUUUACCACCUGCAGAACCUAUCCAUAGAGGAUCUCGGAGCACUGAAGAUCCCGGAGCAGUACCGUAUGAUCAUCUGGAGGGGUCUGCAGGAGCUGAAGCAGAGCCACGACUACGGGGGGCAGCAGCUCCUACGCUCCAGCAGCAACGCCUCCACCAUCUCCAUCGGCAGCUCGGGGGAGCUGCAGCGGCAGCGGGUGAUGGAGGCCGUCCACUUCCGCGUGCGCCACACCAUCACCAUCCCCAACCGCGGCGCCCCCGACGACUGGGCGGACUUUGGCUUCGACCUCCCGGACUGCAAAUCCCGCAAACAGUCCAUCAAGGAGGAGUUCACGGAGGGGGAGAUCAACUGAGAGCUCCUGGAGGCGGGGGGGUCUCCAGGCGGCGGCAGCAGCAGCAGCAGCGAGGGACGCGGAGGUUGAGGGGGUGGAGAUGAAACCCACCCACUCCCCCACCACCAUGAAAAAUAUUUUCAGGCUUGGGGGUGGCUGGAAAAGUGUAAUUUUGUUGUCUGGAGGGGAGUUGUGAGAGUGAGAGGAAGCUGAGCCACAUCAAGGAGGACAUGGUGGUGGCUUCAGUGGAGCUGAGGGGACAGAGGGCGGCCAUGACGGGGGGGGGACCCGCUGGAGCUUCACGUUGGCUUGGGUUUUCACUGAUGGACAAUCCCCACAGCCAAAGGACACGAUGUAAAGACGUUUUCCUCUCAGCAAGACCAGCCUUUGUCACUGCUUCUGUGCUCUCCGUGGUGUCCAGACCCCAUGAGGCUCCGUCGCUCCCCAGGACUCGGCCCGUCCCGGCUCCGCAGAGACAGGGCCGGGGGCUGCCACACACCCCCCUCCCCAGGGACUGCCAAAAAAAACACCCCCUUCCUUCUUCGUAGAGCAGAACAGAACCCCUUUGUCAGUCCCCGACGCGUCCACGUACUUAAAUAUUUGUGUAUAUAAACAGAAGCAAAUGUACAUACAGUGUACUCAUCGUGCUGUAAGGAGAAAAAAAAAGAAAAAAAAAGAUUUAUUUUCAUGUAAACUAUAAAAAUUGAUACUUACUCCUGAGACACCAGAGUGUCAAGUAAAUUAAUUUCAUGUUCUAGCAUGUAAACAUGCAGAAAAUCGUGUCUCCAGCCUUAUCUAUUCAAAAUUCCAUUAUUUUUUUUCCUCCUGGGAAUACCUUUCCUGCAGUUGGGGAGCCUGUGAAUCCUCCCGGGAAGGCAGAGGUGGGGAUGAGGGGGCACAGACAGGCCGGGCUGGUCAGCAGGAGCAGGGGAGGUGACAAUCUGAUGCCACCUUGGAGCCAGGAGGUGGACACGGGGAGCUCCAUCUCCCCCCGUGAGCUCUCUCUGGUUGUGUUUGCUGUUUCUGGUCAUUCUGGUGUGAUUUCUCUGUUGAUUCAGGCUGGAAAAAAACCCCUCUGUAGAAAGGAAGGGCAGAGGCAGGUGUGUUCCCUCCCUCCCCUGCUCCUGACUCCACACCUGGGGAGGUGACAUCCCACAAUAUGUCCCCCCAAAGGUCUGUCAGGGAGAGGGGCAGGAGCUGCUCCUUCUGCCCCCUCAGCCCAGGGUGGCUCCAGAUCCCAGGCAGCCUGAGGGAAUCCAUGGAGGAACAACCUCCCCAGAACCUCCUGCAUCUCCUCCCGGCACUGCCCCUGCCAUGGAGACCUCCAGAGGACAGGGCUUCAGCUAUUGCAGCCUGGAGAAAAGAGGGGUGAGGGGAGACCCCACCGCUCUCUACAGCCCCCUGGAAGGAGGGUGUAGCCAGGGGGGGUCGGUUUCUUUUCCCAAGGAACAGGCGAUGGGACAAGAGGAAAUGGCCUCAAGUUGUGCCAGGGGAGGUUUAGGAUGGAU